This is a messenger RNA of Aethalodelphis obliquidens (Pacific white-sided dolphin), 3737 nucleotides long. RefSeq names its product FERM, ARH/RhoGEF and pleckstrin domain protein 1 (gene FARP1). The record is from RefSeq and is a predicted model, not a curated record. The transcript is spliced from 27 exons. Gene Ontology annotation, molecular function: guanyl-nucleotide exchange factor activity; cytoskeletal protein binding. Gene Ontology annotation, cellular component: cytoskeleton. Lineage: Eukaryota; Metazoa; Chordata; Mammalia; Artiodactyla; Delphinidae. The coding region runs from base 457 to 3594 and encodes 1045 amino acids.
CCUUCCUUCACUUCCCGCUCGCCUGUCUGGAGGCGGCGGGGCCGGCGCGGGCGCAGGGCUGCGGGCGCUCGGCUGGCGCGCGGGGCGGGGACGCGGCCGCCGCCCGCUUUGCGCCGCUCCUCCCCGCGCGAGUGGCGCUCUGCCCGGCGUCGAGGCGGCCAUGGCGACCCGGAGCCCGCUCCCCACCCACCCCGCCUGCUCCGCCCUCCCCUCCGCCCCGCGACACCUUUGAUGGCUCGGACCUCGGCCGGCCACCGCCAGCCCCGCUCGCGUGUCCGCGCCGCCGCCGCCGCCCCCGCCGCCCGCGGGUAUUAAUAGCCGAGCGUCCCCGCCGCACGCGCAGCCGGAGCCGCCGCGCCCUCGGCCGCCGGGAGCUCGGAGCUGCGGAGCCCGGAGGCCGGGAGUGGGAGCCGGAGCCGCCUGCGCCGUGGAGGCAUCAUAUAAUCUGCUCUCAUCAUGGGAGAAAUAGAGCAGAGGCCAACUCCAGGAUCGAGACUGGGGGCAGCGGAGAAUUCGGGGAUCAGUACCUUGGAACAUGGACAGAAGCCUCCCCCGACGCCUUCAGGAAAACUCAUGUCCGUCAGAAUCCAGAUGCUGGAUGACACCCAGGAGGCCUUUGAAGUUCCGCAAAGAGCCCCGGGGAAAGUGCUGCUGGAUGCGGUGUGCAGCCACCUGAACCUCGUGGAAGGAGAUUAUUUUGGCCUCGAGUUUCCCGACCACAAGAAGAUCACGGUGUGGCUGGAUCUCUUAAAACCUAUUGUCAAGCAGAUUAGAAGGCCAAAGCAUGUCGUUGUUAAGUUUGUGGUGAAAUUCUUUCCACCUGACCACACACAACUCCAAGAAGAACUCACAAGGUACCUGUUUGCUCUGCAGGUGAAGCAGGACCUGGCUCAAGGCAGGCUGACGUGUAGUGACACCAGCGCUGCCCUCUUGGUCUCACACAUCGUGCAAUCUGAGAUUGGGGAUUUUGAUGAAGCAUCGGACAGAGAGCAUUUAGCAAAAAAUAAGUACAUACCUCAGCAAGAUGCACUAGAAGACAAAAUUGUGGAAUUUCACCAUAACCACAUUGGACAAACACCCGCAGAAUCGGAUUUCCAGCUCCUGGAGAUUGCCCGCAGGCUGGAGAUGUACGGCGUCCGAUUGCACCCAGCUAAGGACCGGGAAGGCACUAAGAUCAACCUGGCUGUGGCCAACACGGGGAUUCUAGUGUUUCAGGGUUUUACGAAGAUCAAUGCCUUCAACUGGGCAAAGGUGCGGAAGCUGAGCUUCAAGAGGAAGCGCUUUCUCAUCAAGCUCCGCCCAGAUGUGAACAGCUCAUACCAGGAUACCUUGGAAUUCCUAAUGGCCAGUCGGGACUUCUGCAAAUCCUUCUGGAAAAUCUGUGUUGAACAUCAUGCCUUUUUUAGACUUUUUGAAGAGCCCAAACCGAAGCCAAAGCCUGUUCUGUUUAGCCGAGGGUCAUCGUUUCGGUUCAGUGGCCGGACUCAGAAGCAGGUUCUCGACUAUGUGAAAGAAGGAGGACAUAAGAAGGUGCAGUUUGAAAGGAAACACAGCAAGAUUCACUCCAUCAGAAGCCUUGCUACGCAGCCUGCAGAGCCGAACUCAGAAGUGCCAAAACAAGCUCAGCAGAGCGCCAGCCUCACCUUCGGAGAAGGUGCCGCAUCCCCGGGCGGCCAGAGCUGCCAGCCGGGAAGGGACCCGCCCGCUUCGGCCGAUGAGCGCGGGCCACAGCGCAACCCCACUCCGCAGAGGAGCCCGGCGGGGAGCACGAAGGCAGACGGGGCCGGCAGGGCGGAGACGGAGGAAGAGGAGGAGGUCGCUAAGGACAGGACCCAGCAGAGUAGACCUCGGCCCCCGCAGCCAAGCACAGGCUCCCUGACUGGCAGCCCUCACCUUUCAGAGCUGUCCAUCAACUCGCAGGGAGGAGCUGCGCCCACCAGCACCGUCCUGUCACCCAACCUGAGCCCCGACACCAAGCAGGCCUCCCCCUUGGUCAGCCCGUUGCUGAACGACCAGGCGGGCCCUCGGACUGACGACGAGGACGACGGCCGGAGAAAGAGAUUUCCAACUGACAAAGCGUACUUCAUCGCUAAGGAAGUCUCCACCACUGAGAGAACGUAUCUGAAGGAUCUCGAAGUCAUCACUUCGUGGUUUCAGAGCACAGUAAGCAAAGAGGACUCCAUGCCCGAAACCUUGAAAAGUCUCAUUUUCCCGAAUUUUGAACCUUUGCACAAAUUUCAUACAAAUUUUCUCAAGGAAAUUGAGCAACGACUCGCCCUGUGGGAAGGCCGCUCGAAUGCUCACAUCAGAGGAGAUUACCAAAGAAUUGGAGAUGUGUUGCUGAAGAACAUUCAGGGCAUGAAGCAACUGGCGGCGCAUCUGUGGAAGCACAGCGAGGCUCUGGAGGCGCUGGAGACCGGCAUCCGGGGCUCCCGGCGGCUGGAGAGCUUGUGCCGAGACUUCGAGCUGCAGAAGGUGUGCUACCUGUCGCUCAACACCUUCCUCCUGCGCCCGCUGCACCGGCUUAUGCACUACAAGCAGGUCCUGGAGCGGCUGUGCAAGCACCACCCGCCCAGCCACACUGACUUCAGGGACUGCCGAGCUGCUUUGGCAGAGAUCACGGAAAUGGUGGCCCAGCUUCACGGUACGAUGAUCAAGAUGGAGAAUUUCCAGAAGCUGCAUGAACUCAAGAAAGAUUUGAUUGGCGUUGACAAUCUUGUGAUUCCAGGAAGGGAAUUCAUCCGUUUGGGCAGCCUCAGCAAGCUCUCCGGGAAGGGGCUCCAGCAGCGCAUGUUCUUCCUGUUCAACGACGUCUUGCUCUACACGAGCAGGGGGCUGACGGCCUCGAAUCAGUUUAAAGUUCACGGGCAGCUCCCGCUCUACGGCAUGACCAUGGAGGAAAGUGAGGACGAGUGGGGCGUGCCCCACUGCCUCACCCUGCGGGGCCAGCGCCAGUCCAUCGUCGUGGCUGCCAGUUCUCGGUCCGAGAUGGAAAAGUGGGUGGAGGACAUACAGAUGGCCAUUGACUUGGCCGAGAAAAGCAGCGGCCCCGCCCCCGAGUUCCUGGCCAGCAGCCCUCCUGACAGCAAGUCCGCGGAGGAGGCAGCGGGCGACCAGGAGUCGGAGGACGACCUCAGCGCCUCGCGCACCUCGUUGGAGCGCCAGGCCCCGCACCGCGGCAACACCAUGGUGCACGUGUGCUGGCACCGCAACACCAGCGUCUCCAUGGUGGACUUCAGCGUGGCCGUGGAGAAUCAGCUGUCUGGGAACCUGCUGAGGAAAUUCAAAAACAGCAACGGGUGGCAGAAGCUGUGGGUAGUCUUCACCAACUUCUGCCUCUUCUUCUACAAGUCGCACCAGGACAGUCACCCCCUCGCCAGCCUGCCUCUGCUUGGGUACUCGCUCACCAUUCCCUCGGAGUCUGAAGACCUCCACAAGGACUACGUGUUCAAGCUGCAUUUCAAGUCCCACGUGUACUACUUCAGGGCUGAAAGCGAAUACACGUUUGAAAGAUGGAUGGAGGUGAUCCGAAGUGCUACCAGUUCGGCCUCCCGUGCCCACGUUCUGAGUCACAAAGAAUCUCACGUGUAUUGAUGGCAGGACGGGACACAUGUGUUGAUUGUUUCAGCAGUGGCGACUUUCCCGGAAGACAUUUUCUUUCUUCUGUAUUAAUGAAGCCUAGUAAAAUUAACACCUGUCUGUCUGGAAAACAAAAUAAUACAUGGUUUCACAGCGAC